Molecule: messenger RNA, 385 nt
Organism: Mollisia scopiformis
Lineage: Eukaryota; Fungi; Ascomycota; Leotiomycetes; Helotiales; Mollisiaceae
Exons: 3
Coding region: 15-332 (105 amino acids)
Source: RefSeq, a predicted model, not a curated record
CGGGGCCCAGCGGGAUGUCUAUACUCGCCUCGGGCGUGCCAGUGCAAGAAUAUGCAAAGGCAGUCAGACGAACUCACCCUCCGCAAAGUGCAUACGCACCAUAUCCAUCCCCUUCGACAAUGGUCCCUUAUGCUCCGUCAAAUUACCAAUAUGCUGCGACCCAGGCCCCAUACCAGCAGCCUUCCGCUUCGACAUCGGGUCAGUAUAUUACGGCGUCGACUACAACGACUACCUCAAACGUUGAUCAACCAGGAUAUAUGUAUACACCGCUUGGGUAUUUUCUUAUUUAUCCUAGUGUCUGCUCUAUAAAAAUGCAUGGUUUAUUUCGUUAAUAACAAUGUGAACCUAGAAGAUCGGAAUUAUACUUAUAUAAGUACAUGUUGAG